AUGGAUCAUUACCACCCACAGUACUCCUUCGAGCCUAACCAGCUCCCGCCGCUGAGGACGGCCAGCAGCACGCCCUCGUCUUCCCCCGGCUUGUUCAGCCCGACUCGCAACAAUGGCCAGGCCACCGACUCUCCCCACGGCCUGGGACCAGGAAGCCCAUAUCUGCACCCCCUGCAGACACACAAAGUCCGAGAGACACACAAGGCGCUGGUAGACCUCGACAUGAUGACUGGCCGAAAGAUUAUCAACCAGUAUGAAGUUAUCGAAGAGAUUGGCCGUGGCAUGCACGGCAAAGUCAAGCUCGCCCGCAAUCUUGAGACAGGGGAGAAUGUCGCCAUCAAAAUCAUUCCUCGCUUCUCAAAGACGCGUCGCUUGGGCAAAGUCACCGCCUCGCCUCAGGACAAGACCAAGAAGGAGAUCGCCAUUCUCAAGAAGAUCCGGCACCCGAACGUCGUCGCCCUCCUUGAGAUCAUCGAUGACCCUGAGCUGAAGAAGAUCUAUAUGGUACUUGAGCACGUCGAACUUGGCGAGGUUGUCUGGCGAACAAAGGGCGACCCAAUGAUCUGCCACCUCGAGCGAAAAAGGAUCGAGAGGGAGAUGCUUGGAGACCCAUUCACAGAGGAUGACGAGCAGGCGUACCAAUACAUGACUCGUAAGGAGACCAUCAGACGUCUGAAGAAGGCAAAGCUACAAAAAAACCAACAAGAAGAGAACUGGCUGUGGAGUUCCGAGCUGGGCGGCGCCCAUGAGGACGACACCGAGGGACCGUCAGAAGGCUCGGGUGGCGACUCUUGGGAUCACCGCCGGGCUCUAACCCAAGCGUUAUCGUCUUCUUACACCUCGCUGUCUCGGGUUCGCAACAUGUCAAGACCGGCGUCGCGUGGUGCUUCGAGAUCGAGCACACCAGUGCCUUCAGAGCCCGACAUGUCCCCGUUUGAUGCCGAUGACGAGGGCGAUAUGGAAACCCCUGGUCCCCUGCCACUCAGAUCCCAACCUGGCUCCUCCAAUGCUUUGCACAGUGGCCAGUUUGGGUCCUUCACCAGUUCCAUUAGGGACGACCCGUGGUUCCGAGGACGCUCUCCCAGCGUGGCGGAUUCCAUCAUUUCGCACAUGUCUUCGGUCGACUUUAAUACUCACCAGCCCCACGACUUUUUCGCUGAUGACUUCUCCUACGUGCCAUGUUUCACGUUCGACAAGGCACGAGCUGUCUUCCGCGAUACGCUCCUUGGGCUCGAGUACCUGCACUACGAAGGUGUCGUUCACCGCGACAUCAAACCAGCCAACCUUCUGUGGUCGAAAGACCACCGAGUCAAGAUCUCAGACUUUGGAGUCUCUUAUUUUGGCCGACCUAUUCGUGACGAGGAAUCCGGCGAGCUGGUGCCAGAAUCCGAAGCCUGCGACUUUGAUGACGACCUGGAGUUGGCCAAGACGGUUGGCACACCGGCCUUCUUCGCCCCAGAACUGUGCUACACGGACAUCGACGAGAAGCAACCACGCAUUUCAGAACAGAUCGACAUAUGGUCUCUGGGCGUCACACUCUACUGUCUGAUCUAUGCGCGGAUCCCCUUCUUGGCUGAGGAUGAAUUCCAAAUGUUUAAGAAGAUCGCGAAAGAACCUGUGCUCAUCCCCAGGCGGCGGUUAAAACCUGUCAAUACACAGCACUCCCCGUCCUCGACCUCAUUCUACCACUCCGGCAAUCGGGGCGAAUUCCGAGAUGACAGCUCGCCAACAUACGAGGAUGUCGAUGAGGAUCUGCAGGACCUCCUUCGCCGCAUGCUAACAAAGGAUCCCCUCAAGCGGAUUCGACUAAGGGAAGUGAAGCAUCACCGAUGGGUCACUCGCGAUAUUGAUGAUGUCAUUGCCUGGCUGGACGAUACGGACCCUUCCAGACGCACAGCUGGCCGUAAGAUUCAAGUCGACGAGCGCGAGAUGACUCGGGCUGUUGUGCCGCUCACUUUUCUUGAGCGUGCGCGGUCCGUCUUGAAGAAAACGAUGGACAAGGUCAUUCCCUCAUCGAGUCAAACCAGACGUCGAGCGACAAGCAGUGCAGCUAGUUCAAACGGAGAGAACACCCCAUACUCUCCUGCCUUGCCAGCCCUCUUGCGAGACUCACGCCGAAAGAGCAUACGCCCGGACGACUAUUUCGCAACGCUCCGCGAGAGCGAUCAUCCCCUUUCCCAGAGCGUCACCGUCAGCCCUCAGGUGACCCCUUUGGACGAACAAGGCUACCCCGCAGACUGGGCUUCUUCAGAGAAUGGGGAUCUUCGUAGGAGUGGGAGUGGAGCGGCCAGCAGUUUCACAGCACAAUCCGACUUUGGCAGCCGGCAACCGUCUACAGCUUCAUUGGCUGCGACUAAGCCAUACGAGCAGCGUCACGAACGGACCAGAUCAACUCCCCACCAGUUCCUCCCUUUGACAGCCGCCAGCAGACCAUCUCAAACCACCCCUGCCACGCCAGCUGUUGAGAACUACAAAGGCGAUGACCCCAUGGCGACACUGCGCAAAGCCCGUGACAUUCGCCCCUUUGCUGAGUCGGCACGUGCCCGGUCGGUAGACCGUGGAGUCUUUGCCAGUGAGGACAAGCGCGCCGAGGCGAAGGUCUCCUUGAGCACUGUAGUGGCGCCAGGCAAUGUCGAGCUACCCCAGCGGCCAAUGUCUGUUGCUCCAAUCGAAACCCGGCAACGUGUUCACGAGGUCAGACCUCCUCAGCAUGCGAUGCAGAACUACCAGCACCGGCUACCUGGCUCAGAUCCCAACAUAUAUCACAAGCAGAACCAUGCAGCUACAAACAGCCAGGACGAGCAGCAGAUUACUCCCCAGCGAGUCAUGAUGAUGGAAACUGUUACUCCACCGCCGAGAGUCUACAAGCCUUCCACAGCAGCAUCAUUCGCACAGGCUCAGAGGAAGGGGAUUGAACGUACCUGGAGAGAGGAGGAGCUUGCAAGGCGUCUUCAGCAGCACGAGACACCCCUGAAGGAGUCUGUGAAUGCGUCAGCAGUACCUUGCCCUCCGUCGCCCGACGACGAGCUGGAUUUUGGCCCCUUCGUGGUUUCGACAAAACGCAGGACUAGCAGCGGCGUAGCAAGUGGUAGCUCCAUGUCGCUUGGCGCACUCACCAGCUCCAUGACCAGCCCUUGUGAUUCGACCAUUUCUCCGGGGCUGACCAAUUAUCCUGGACAGAGUCACGACUCACCAGUCUUCAGAUCGGACCCGUCGCUGCCGGCUCUUCUCAGUGGUGCCAGCUCUGUGUCCGCAGAUGCCGAGGGCGAAUUUCUGGUUCACCCCGGGCAAGUUGAUCGUGCCUCACUAGUCGACACCACUGACUCGCUCACACCUCCCGCUAUGUGCAAAGAACCACUCGGAGAAUUCCCCCUGGAGGGCUUCGACGAUGACCAUCACACUGUUCUCUUCCAAUCACCUCAAGUACGGGGCAAGGCUCCUACUUCAGCCGCUGCCUUGCCCUCGCGAGCCAUAGAGGACGAGGACGAGGAUGACAGCGACAGCGAUGAAGGCAUCGUGAUGUUCAAGUCCAAGAGGAAAGGUCCUCCCAAGGAGCUUGCCAUCUCCCGCCGGCGAGACACGCAGACGAGUGUGGGCAGCACUGAGACUGCCAAGAAGAUCCUGAUGCAAAGUCGUUGA
This is a messenger RNA of Microdochium trichocladiopsis, 3639 nucleotides long. Its product is annotated as kinase-like domain-containing protein. Gene Ontology annotation, molecular function: protein kinase activity; ATP binding. The coding region runs from base 1 to 3639 and encodes 1212 amino acids. Lineage: Eukaryota; Fungi; Ascomycota; Sordariomycetes; Xylariales; Microdochiaceae. The record is from RefSeq and is a predicted model, not a curated record. The transcript has 2 exons. Gene Ontology annotation, biological process: protein phosphorylation.